Monascus purpureus is the source of this 985-nucleotide messenger RNA. NCBI's taxonomy places the organism in Eukaryota, Fungi, Ascomycota, Eurotiomycetes, Eurotiales, Aspergillaceae. The record is from the annotation of a GenBank genome assembly.
AUAUGCCCGAAACAGUAUCAGAUAUACUACGAUGGGCAGAUGUUUUUAUCUCCGAUCCCUUUACUAUAAAUGUCCCGGCGGAUCCAGGAGUUGUCGUCUUUCUUAUUUCACUCCGUUUAAUUCCCAGUUAACCCAUAGCUCACUUGAACCAUGUCUCCUUCUAUGCCCUCAAUAAGCAUCUCCAUGCUUGCCCUAGGACUCAUACCGUUCAUCACGGGUGCCUUAGCAGACUUGUCUUCAUGUCCAUCGGAUACACCGUUUAGCUGCCAAGGCAGUUCCUCCCGUCUUAAAGCCAGAGCCAGCGAUAGCUGCUGCGUCAACUCUCCGGGAGGAAUGCUCCUACAAACACAAUUCUGGGAUACAGACCCAUCCACGGGUCCAGAAGACUCCUGGACCAUCCAUGGACUAUGGCCCGAUAACUGCGACGGCACAUACGAAUCCUCCUGCGACUCUUCCCGAGCAUACAAGAACAUCACGGACAUCCUGCAAGCACAAGAUCGCACCCAACUGCUCUCCUACAUGGACACAUACUGGGUGGACAUAAACGGCGACAACGAGCAAUUCUGGUCCCACGAAUGGAGCAAGCACGGGACGUGCAUCAAUACGAUCGAACCCAGCUGUUACACCGACUACACGCCGCAGGAGGAGGUGGGCGAUUUCUUCCAGAAGGUCGUCGAUCUAUUCAAGGGGCUAGAUACGUAUAAGGCGCUUGCGGAUGCGGGCAUCAUGCCCGGUUCGGACGAGUACGAUCUGUCUGAUCUGGAGGAUGCACUAGCUAAGAUUCAUGAUGGGAAGAAGCCACAGCUUUCUUGUGAGAGUGGAGAGUUGAAUCAGGUUUAUUACUAUUUUGUUGUGCAGGGGAAUGCUAUUGAUGGGACUUAUAAGGCCGUUGAUUCUGUGCAAUCUUCCAAUUGUCCCUCCUCUGGCAUCACUUAUGCAGCUAAGAGCGGCAGUGAUGGGUACUCUAGGAGGUAAUUCUACAUCG